Molecule: messenger RNA, 3225 nt
Organism: Nerophis lumbriciformis (worm pipefish)
Lineage: Eukaryota; Metazoa; Chordata; Actinopteri; Syngnathiformes; Syngnathidae
Gene: gata3
Product: GATA binding protein 3
Biological process (GO): cell fate commitment; immune system development; embryonic organ development
Cellular component (GO): nucleus
Molecular function (GO): zinc ion binding; RNA polymerase II cis-regulatory region sequence-specific DNA binding; DNA-binding transcription factor activity, RNA polymerase II-specific
Source: RefSeq, a predicted model, not a curated record
UGUGAGGGGAGAGAGAGGGAAAUUAGAGAGAAGAGAGAGAGAGAGAGAGAGAGAGAGCUAACCUGUUGACUGCCCCCUCCACACCCCCCACGCCCCCCCUCUCACGUCCUCCAGCCCCAAACAAGAACGACUUUUCCCGCGGAGUUGAGAUCUUCUUCUUCUUCUUCUUCCUGCCCUCCAUGUUGGACCUACUCUUCCCUCCUCCUCCCCCUGUCAGGCGGGCUGCGUGUUCCGGCAGACGUCCGUCGAACCGGGCCGCGACUAACGCCUAACGCGUCGCGGGUGCACGCGUGUGUGUGUGUGUGUGUGUGUUCGGUGUCACGCGUGUGCGUGUGUCAGCGCGGUGACUUGUUGGAUUUUAACCUGCGAGACAAAGAAAAGGGAUUUGUGACGUCCGGUCCGUUUCCUUUCUUUUCCUUCCCCGCAUGAACGUGGAAGAGCUGAGAAUGGAAGUAAGCGCGGACCAGCCGCGCUGGAUGAGCCCGCACCCGGCGGUGCUGAACGAGCAGCAUCCCGGCUCUCAUCACCCGGGCCUGGGCCACUCGUGGGACCCCACGCAGUACCCGCUGGCGGAGGAUGUGGAUGUACUCUUUAAUAUCGACGGGCAGGGCAACCACGUCUCGCCGUACUACGGCAACUCCGUGCGGGCCGUGCAGCGGUAUCCCCCCCCUCCGCAUAGUAGCCAGGUGUGCCGGCCCUCCCUGCUCCACGGCUCCCUGCCCUGGCUGGAGGGCAGCAAGGGCAUCUCCCCGCACCACAGCGCGUCCCCGUGGAACCUGAGCCCCUUCCCCAAGAACCCGCUGCACCACGGCUCCCCCGCCGGCCUGUCCGUCUACCCGCCGGCGUCGUCGUCGUCCACCGGACACUCCAGCCCGCAUCUCUUCACCUUCCCCCCGACCCCGCCCAAAGACGUGUCCCCGGACCCGGGCCUCUCCGCGCCGGGCGCGGGCGGCCCCGGGGGGCGGCAGGAGGACAAGGACUGCAUCAAGUACCAGGUGACCCUGGCCGAGAGCAUGAAGCUGGAGUCCGCUCACAGCAGGAGCAUGGCGGCCAUGGGGCCCGGCUCGUCCUCGGCCCACCACCCCAUCGCCACAUACCCACAAUAUGUCCCCGAUUACGGGCCAGGCCUCUUCCCACCAAGUAGCCUGAUAGGUGGGUCCUCUUCUAGUUAUGGUUCCAAAACAAGACCAAAAACAAGGUCCUGUUCAGAGGGCAGGGAGUGCGUGAACUGCGGGGCCACGUCGACCCCGCUGUGGCGGCGGGACGGUACGGGCCACUAUCUGUGUAACGCCUGCGGACUGUACCACAAGAUGAACGGCCAGAACCGGCCCCUCAUCAAGCCCAAGCGGCGGCUGUCGGCGGCCCGCCGCGCUGGAACGUCGUGCGCCAACUGCCAGACGACCACCACCACGCUGUGGAGGCGGAACGCCAACGGCGACCCCGUGUGCAACGCCUGCGGCCUCUACUUCAAGCUGCACAAUAUCAACCGACCUCUGACCAUGAAGAAGGAGGGCAUCCAGACCCGCAACAGGAAGAUGUCCAGCAAGUCCAAGAAGAGCAAAAAGUCCCAGGACAACAUGGACGACUUCUCCAAGAGUCUGAUGGACAAGGGCAGCUCCUUCAGCCCCGCCGCCCUCUCCCGCCACAUGUCCUCCUUCCCGCCCUUCUCGCACUCGGGCCACAUGCUGACCACGCCCACCCCCAUGCACCCCUCCUCCAGCCUGAACUUCGCCCCCCACCACCCCUCCAGUAUGGUCACGGCCAUGGGCUAGACCCGCCCCUCACCCUCCCCGCCGCAGGCCGCCAUCUUCAGUUGAUCUUAUUUUUAUAAAGCCCCUUCCAGGGGGUGGAGGAGCCCCGACCCUGACGGGACGGAGCGGCGGGACUUUCGACUCCUCCCCCUUCGCCCCCGCCCCCCCCCCCCAUUUGUGUACAAAAAUCAAAAGGUCACAGGAACUGACUUUGACUAAGCCCCGCCCCCCCUCGUCUUGCACCUGUGUAACAGGACACGCCCCUUUGUACAAAAUGUAUGAAAUACGUUUAAUGAAGACUUUGAGAAAGAAGAAAAAAAAAAAAGAAAAAAAAAAGGAAAGGUACGAGGGAGGGGCUCACGCCGCCAUCUUGGAUUCGAUGUAAUGCUAACGAUAACGCCGGCGUCUCGCUCGCCUUUAUUUUUAUUUUUUGGAUGUGCUUUAAGUCUCGGCCUGUUGGUUUGUGUUGAUGCGCACGCCUACACACACACAAACACACACACACACACACAUACUGGUUAUCAUUUCGAAUGGGGAACAAGUUUUGGUUCAGGACUUGUGGGGACCUCCCUUUCUACAGCUUGUGGAGGCAUAAAAAGGUCAAAAGUGUGUAAAAUGUCCACUGGCCAGUUAGCUCAUACUUGCCAACCUUGAGACUUCCGAUUUCGGGAGGUGGGGGUGGCGGGGGGCGGGGUCGGGGGUGGGGCGGGGGGCGUGGUUAAGAGGGGAGGAGUAUAUUUACAGCUAGAAUUCCCCAAGUCAAGUAUUUCAUAUAUAUAUAUAUAUAUAUAUAUAUAUAUAUACAUAUAUGUAUAAGAAAUACUUGACUACCGUAAUUUCCGGACUAUAAGGCGCACCUGACUAUAAGCCGCACCAGCUAAAUUUAGGGGAAAAUACCGAUUGCUCCAUAUAUAAGCCGCACCCGACUAUAAGCCGCAGGCGUUUUGAUGUGUAAUUACCGUAGUAUAUAGGGGUUCCUGUUACCACGGAGGGGAUUGUCGGGACAGAGAUGACUGUUUGGGAACGCAAAGCGUCCCAUUUAUUAACAAUAAAUCUUUCAAUCAUUCAAUCAAACUUUCACAUCUUUGACAUGGCGAACAGCAUUCGUGCAGAGUACAAAUAAUACAACGGUGCAAAGUAAUACAAAGUGCUCGCCUGUAACACGGCAUCAUAUGCACUUCUCCGUUUGUUUUCCAUAUUGAGGGUGUUUGCAUGAACACUUCGUUCGCGCAAACUGUCGCUGACGCUCUCUUACUCUUUGUUUUGCUCUCGUUACCUGGCGCCAGAUGUCUGCCUCAGUCUCGCGCAUCCUCGGUAGUGUGCGCCCCUGGUUACCGUAAGCCGCACCGUUGUAUAAGCCGCAGGGACCAGAACGAGGGGAAAAAGUAGCGGCUUAUAGUCCGGAAAUUACGGUACUUGACUUUCAGUGAAUUCUAGCUAUAUAUAUAUUUUUAUUUUUUUAUUUUUUUUAUUU